Messenger RNA from Selaginella moellendorffii, 2853 nucleotides. Its product is annotated as TPR repeat-containing protein ZIP4. The coding region runs from base 40 to 2829 and encodes 929 amino acids. The record is from RefSeq and is a predicted model, not a curated record. The transcript has 5 exons. Gene Ontology annotation, molecular function: protein binding. Gene Ontology annotation, biological process: regulation of synaptonemal complex assembly; meiotic cell cycle. NCBI's taxonomy places the organism in Eukaryota, Viridiplantae, Streptophyta, Lycopodiopsida, Selaginellales, Selaginellaceae.
UCUAGGGCUGCGUGGACGCGACGAUCGCUUGCUCUCACGAUGCUCAUCUCGGAGGUACUUAGUGAUCCAGGGAUCGGCAAUGUGGCUACAGUGAAUCCGCUGCGGAGAAUCGAGCGCCUGGUUUGCGACAUCGAGCAGGCGUCUCCGGGAAUCGGUGUCGACACUGUCGAAGAGCUCCAAGAAUGCGUGCUCGGCCUCAAAUCCGAGCUCUCCGAGGAGCAGCGGCUGCAAAUCUGGAAGCUGAGCUACCGGAUUUGGAACACUUGCGUGGAUAUCGCCAACAGCAUCCAGCAGCAGCAGCCGCCAGGCCGCGCAGCGGUGGAUUCCUCGGCGGAAUAUCACGCGCGGCUUCGUCAGAUCGCUAGCGAGAUGCUUUUCUUGGCCGGUGCCGUUGGAUCCAUCCGCUCGAGCACUCUCAAGAUGGCCACAUUCUUCCUUAGAUCGGGCACGACCUGGCACAAGAUCCGGAACUACAAAUCGGCGGCCGGCUGCUUCGAGCGAGCCACCGAGAUCGUCUCCAGAGACAACGUCUUCUCAUCGAUCGGCACCAGCGAAGAGCAGCAGUUCAUGUUUGAUCUGUGCCUUGCGCGGUCGAGAACAGCGUGGGAGAUGUCUCACAAGGCGCUGGCUUCCAGUUUGCUAGGGAGGGCCCGUGGUUUUCUCCAAGACUCCCUGGAGAGGUAUCAAGAGCUGGCGGACGUGUAUCUUCUCUACGGGAAAUCACUCCUGGCGCUCCAGGACUCGGAAUCAAAGGCGGAGUCCGUCAAGUACGUGGAGCAAGCGUAUGAGAUUUGCUCCGAGGCGCUCAAGGGAUCAUGCAAGACCAAGAGCGAGGAGCAAACUGUCACAAGCCAGAAGCUCACAAUUCUCAGGUACAUUGCCGCUGGGCAGCUCCAGAACGGGAACUUCGAGGGAGUUCUCAAGUGCGUUUCGGUUCUCAAAGGCUCCUCGGAUCAUCCUAGCACGUCGUUCCUGGCGUUCAAGGCUUUGCUUGGUCUCAGCCGCUUCGAAGAGGCCGAGGAGGAGCUUAUAGCGCUCAUAUCUCAUGACAAGGCUGCGGUGGAGGUGUGCCUCUCCGCUUUGACGUUCUUGAUCGAAGAGACGACGCAGCAGCUGGACGUUGCAAAGAAAGCGUUCUUCGUUUUGCUUUCGAGGUUUUCAUCCACAGCCGAAGUCUGCGCGAGCAUAAUUGAGAAGUUGCUGAAGCAAGCGUCACCGACUGAUCCUAUGAGCCGGAAGAGAGUGGAGGUGGCCUUGUCAAUCGCGACGGACGACAGAGUCUUGAAGAGAUUCAAUGCUUGUGCUGGGCCGAGACUGCACAACCCGUUGCUGCAUUGCCGGAAGGAGCUGGAGUCCAUGCAUGCGCUUCUCUGGAACUGUGGCUCGGAUUUCUUCCAGGCGAAGGACUAUCCUACAGCCAUCAGAUUGUUCGAGGCUGCCAUGCAUUAUCUGCCAGCGGAAGAAGAAACUACCAUGAGAGCGAAGGCAUUGCGUGUUUUAUGUCUCUGCUAUCUUGGCCUCUUGCAGUAUGACAGAGCUGCUGAAUACGUUGACGCAGCUGAAAAGCUUGAACCGAACGUGUCGUGCAGUUUUCUGAAGUUCAAGAUAUGUCUACAAAUAAAUGACGAAGUCGGAGCAGCGAAUCAAGUGAGCAAGAUGAUAAAAUGCGCAGAUUUCGAACCAGAAUAUCUGACACUGGCAUCACAUGAAGCUGUGGCAUGCAAGAACAUUAAGGUUGCGGUCUCUGCUUUGUCGAACAUGUUGGUCAUGAUCUCGUCCAAUUCUCGACCUCCAGCAGGCACUAAAGAGGUGACCGUCUUCAGGAACUUGAUUUUUCUCGCUUUGCAAGAUCUGAAGUGUCAGGACGAGGCAGUGAAAUACUUGAAGCAGGCACGGCAGCGUCUGCAGGAAACAGGAGCUGAAACUUUCCUUGGAUCCGGAAGCAGCGCAGAGAAAGAAGCGAGCUGGUUUGCUGGGUGCGCAUGGAACCAGGGAUUGGCUGCGGCAAAGACUCAGGACUGGAAAACUUGUGAAGAGCUUUUUGCCUGUGCUUCGGACUUUUAUGCGUUGCUUUCGGAUACGGCAGAAAAUUUGCAGUCACUAGAGACAUCGCUGCUUCUGACCGUCGCUGCGUUGCUCAUGAUAUGCAACGAGUCCGAUACAGAGAAGCUGAAACUGGCAACGGUCUACAUGGAGAAGUGUCGCAAGGUGCAUGCUUCUCUCUUGCUGAAGUCGCCAACUUUUGCAAGCACCGACUUCUACAUGAACCUUUUGGCAUUUGAUCUCAAAGGCAAGAUGAAGGAGUACAAGGAGCAGCUAGAGAUUAUGUACCGUUGUGCAAGCUUGCCUGGAUUCAAGCCAGACUACUUUUUCAAGAUGGCGAUGCAUGCAUGUAACGGAGACGGAAGCAACACUGAAGUUCCGAUAGCAGCUUUCAAGUCCUGCCUGAACCUGCUGCUCAGUUCCGCAGCUCCAGACUACAAGCGAGCAGCAGUAAUCAUGAGGAAGCUCAUAGUGCUUUCUGACCAGCGGAACAAGGAUGGACCGGAGGUGCUGAAGCUGUACAGAGAAGCGAAGCACAUGCUCUUGGGACUUCAGAAUGGAGUCUAUCCGUCCGAGGAAAUCCAGUGGCUGGUCUCGACUGCUUGGAACAGAGCAGCGUUGCAAGUCAAGCUUUCCCGACUUCCAGGAGCAGAACAGUGGAUGAACAUUGCUCUGGAGCUGCUCAGCCAUGCGCCUGCUAUGGAACCUCAACGACAGGGAAUGGUGGACAGCCUCAACGAGGUGAUGAAGCAGAAGCAGGGCCAUGUCGACUUGAUGGAGGAGUGACUCGAGGCCGUUACUUCAAGUAGG